AGCGCGCAGCUUUUCGCCGGGCGGGAUUUCCGCAAUAUCAAGUAUGGCGAAGACGUACGAUUAUUUGUUUAAGUUACUGCUAAUCGGAGACUCCGGUGUCGGGAAGACCUGCGUGCUGUUCAGGUUUUCAGAGGAUGCUUUUAACUCGACGUUCAUCUCCACCAUAGGCAUUGACUUUAAGAUUAGAACGAUAGAGCUAGACAACAAGAAGAUAAAGUUACAGAUAUGGGACACAGCAGGGCAGGAGCGAUUUCGAACAAUCACAACAGCAUACUACAGAGGCGCGAUGGGUAUCAUGCUAGUCUAUGACAUCACCAACGAGAAGUCCUUCGAAAACAUAAAGAACUGGAUACGGAAUAUAGAGGAGCAUGCAUCGGCUGAUGUUGAAAAGAUGGUCCUCGGUAACAAAUGUGACAUCAAUGACAAACGGCAGGUGUCCAAAGACCGGGGAGAGAAGCUGGCGCUGGAGUACGGUAUUAAGUUCAUGGAGACUAGUGCAAAGGCCAACAUCAACGUGGAAAACUCGUUUUUGACACUUGCCAGAGACAUCAAAUCAAAGAUGGACACAAAAUUGGAGGGCAGCAGUCCUCAGGGGAGCAGCCACAAGGUGAAGAUCUCUCAGCCCCAGAAGAAGAGCAGCUUCUUCCGCUGUGCCCUACUGUGAGGACCAGACCAUGGGUGUAUACCAAAUGGCCCACUAUUCCAUAUAUAGUAUGCUAUGUUUGACCAGGGCCCAUAGAACUCUAGUCAAAAGUAGUGCACUAUGUAGGGAAUAGGGUGCCAUUUGGGAUGCAUACCAAAGGCCUUACCAAACCCUCUGCCUGCCCUGGCUGGGAUAUGCUGGGGUGCUGGCUGGACACAACAGGACUGUGCUUGCUCCCAGCACCCCCCCUCUCCUUCUACCCUAUUCCCUUCAGCCAGUCCCAAUUCACUCCCCGCCUCUUCCCCUCAGCCCUAACCCUUAGAUGUUUGUGUAUCUGAAGUGUUUGAAUAGAUACAUGCAGUUGUUUACACCUUGCAUAUACAGUGAGCUCCAGAAGUAUUGGGACAGUGACACGUGUGGGUUUUUUUGGCUCUGUACUCCAGCACUUUGUGCAUCUGUCAUUUCUUUUCACUCGUCAUUAUUCACGAUUAUCCGUAACCAUGGUAGCAUCCACAUUUAAUGUAGAUGUGUUAAGAAACAAUUCUAUUAUUAUUUACAAUAAAAGUGACUGAAAAAUAGCACAAUAACAAACAGCAAAUGCAUCCAACAGAUUUGUAGAAUCACAAGCUUGACGUAGUCAUUGUGUGCUAUGGAUAUGUGACGAAAUACUUCACUUUUAAUUACCUUAAUACAUAAGUGAAUUUGUCCCAAUACUUUAGUUCCCCUAACAUUGGGUGGGACUAUGUACAAAAAAGUGCUGUAAUUUCUAAACGGUUCACCCGACAUUGAAAAUACCCUCAAAUUAAAUCUGACAGUCUGCACUGGAGUACCGAACCUAAACAACCGAAAAUGUAUCACUGUUCCGAUACUUUUGGAGCUCGCAGUUUGUGAACAUCGAAGACUUGGGGCCAAUGGUAAUUGGUAAGGAGAUAAUUAGGACAGGUUGCCUCUCUUGCUCUCUCUCUCCCUCACUGUCCACCUCUCCCAACGUCACGCCCUGGGGUAGCUGGAGUACGGUAACUGUGACUCCAUCCACAAUGGCCCCGUGACACCUGGUAAUGCUGCUGUCCUUCCUGCGGCACACCAACCUCCUGUUUUCUCUCACCAUGGGUCGGACAGACAGACCAACCUCCUGUUUUCUCUCACCACGGGUCGGACAGACACACCAACCUCCUGUUUUCUCUCACCACGGGUCGGACAGACACACCAACCGGUGGAAACACCACUUGUUUUUUUUUUUAAAGAAGGUUCAAAUGACAUGUCACACAGAAAAGAUGUUCUCUUCUUCCUGUUUCACACUAGUCUCUAUGUACAUACAUUUUUCACACGCAGCCACCUGGCUCCACAACUGCCAAAGUUGGAGCCCCGUUUACUUUUCAGUUUGAAUCGCUUGAAUGACCCAAAGGUUUGGGAUUGGGAACAUGAUGCGUGGAUGUUUAGAUACUAUUUGUAGGCCUCUCUACCCCUAGCCACAUUAUUAACAUGAGCCAGAGACUGAUAAGCUUAUUUUUUGAUGAAACAAGAGUUUUUAAAUGAAUAUAAUAUGACUUGAAGAUUCACAAUCCUUCAGGAAAGAUUGAUCGCUAAAUCAUUUAAUUACGCAGACUAAAAGAAAAUUCAAUUUAAUGAUAUUCCGUUUUGUUUACAUUCCAAGAUAAUACUUUGAUGCUAUUCUAUACAUGAGGCUUGCAAUAGGCCUCUCUUCCUGGACAAAGUUAUUGUACUGAAAUGUUUGACUUGUUUACUGCCAGUCCCAGAUGUUGUCUUGAGAACAAACACACAGCCUGUUAACCAUAGUGCUGCAGCACCACCUGAAAAAUUUGAAUAUAAAAAUAUAUUUUUGUUACAUGCA
Messenger RNA from Oncorhynchus gorbuscha (pink salmon), 2495 nucleotides. RefSeq names its product ras-related protein Rab-8A-like. Gene Ontology annotation, cellular component: endosome; dendritic spine; synaptic vesicle. The record is from RefSeq and is a predicted model, not a curated record. Gene Ontology annotation, molecular function: GTP binding; GTPase activity. Lineage: Eukaryota; Metazoa; Chordata; Actinopteri; Salmoniformes; Salmonidae. The transcript has 7 exons. Gene Ontology annotation, biological process: Golgi vesicle fusion to target membrane; cellular response to insulin stimulus; protein secretion. The coding region runs from base 44 to 664 and encodes 206 amino acids.